Dromaius novaehollandiae (emu) is the source of this 2484-nucleotide messenger RNA. RefSeq names its product prostaglandin E synthase 2 (gene PTGES2). Gene Ontology annotation, molecular function: prostaglandin-E synthase activity. The record is from RefSeq and is a predicted model, not a curated record. The coding region runs from base 31 to 1092 and encodes 353 amino acids. Gene Ontology annotation, cellular component: mitochondrion. NCBI's taxonomy places the organism in Eukaryota, Metazoa, Chordata, Aves, Casuariiformes, Dromaiidae. The transcript is spliced from 7 exons.
CGCCCGCCCGCGCCGCGCCGUGCCGGGAAGAUGGCGGCUGCCGCGGGCAGAGCCUGGCGGGCUGCGGCGCUGCUGCCGCUCUGGCGGCUGCAGGCUCCGCGCCGCGCUUACGGCGCCGCGGAGGGCGGCGGGCCGGGAGGCCGCGGCCGCCUGCUGCUGGGCGCUGCCUUCGCGCUGGGCGGCGGCGCCGGCCUCUACCAGGUGGCGCGGCACCGCCUGCGGGAGCACUCGGCCGCUGAGCUGCCUGAAGGGAGCCUGCAGCUCACCCUCUACCAGUAUAAGACAUGUCCUUUCUGCAGCAAAGUGCGAGCUUUUCUUGAUUAUCAUGGGUUGCCCUACGAAAUUGUAGAAGUGAACCCAAUAAUGAGGAAAGAGAUCAAAUUCUCUUCUUACAGAAAGGUGCCUAUUCUGCUAGCCAAUGCUGGAAGUCCUCUGCAAUUGAACGAUUCUUCAGUGAUCAUCAGUGCAAUAAAGACCUAUCUUAUUUCCAAGAGGAAGAGCUUAGAAGAGAUUGUGUCUUUUUAUCCUCCUAUGAAAACUGUGACUGAGCGAGGCAAGGAGACAUUAGAGUAUGGGAAUAAAUACUGGCUUAUGCUGGAUGAAACAGAGACAAAGCGAGUUUAUCCCGUCAAAGAAGUGAGAGUGGAAGAAAUGAAGUGGAGAAAAUGGGCAGACGACUGGCUUGUUCACCUCAUCUCCCCCAAUGUUUACCGUACCCCUAGGGAAGCCUUGGCAUCUUUUGAUUACAUUGUCCGUGAGGGGAAGUUUGGCACCGUGGAAGGUUUCUUUGCUAAGUACAUGGGGGCUGUUGCCAUGUUCUUCAUUAGCAAGAGGUUGAAGAAAAGACAUCACCUUCAAGAUAAUGUCCGAGAAGAUUUAUAUGAAGCGGUUAAUGAGUGGGUAAAAGCUGUUGGCAAACAUCGACUGUUCAUGGGUGGCAGCCAGCCAAACCUUGCUGAUUUGGCAGUAUAUGGGGUCCUCAGAGUUAUGGAAGGACUGGAAGCCUUUGAUGACAUGAUGGUUAACACCAAGAUUCAGCCUUGGUACCAGCGCAUGGAAGAAGUGGUUCAAAGAACUGAAUUUGCAAUCUGAUGUCGACUACACCUGCCUUCCUGAAAUACUUGCAUGGAAAAAGCUUCAGAAGGAAAGGCAUUUCAUUUUUUAACAGUUUAAAGUGGGCUGGUCACACCUCAUGGAUGGACAUGCAGGCACACGGACUGUCCCAUUUAGAGCAGUAAGUCUCAGCAGAAGGGAUCCAGAUGUGCAUAAGCUCAGAUAUGAUAUUUAGAAGGACGGAGACAGGUGAAAAGGGUCUGGACAUUGCUGUCUUCUGCAGUUCAAUCCAAGCUUCUCCUUUACAGCAAACAGGCUGCUUCUAGGUGAGAGCCAUGCUCAGAGCAGGUUGCUGUGAAAGCAAGCUGCUCUCUUGACUAUAAAUGUCACAGCCAUAUCAAAUAUGAUAUGCCUGAGCAGCUUUUGCUUCAGGCUUGUCUUCCUCCACUCAUCCAUAUCACCUUAAAAUGUUUUCCUGACUGAGGCACUGGAUACUAGUUUUUUAACUGACAAUUUUUCCUGCAAUAGAAUCCUGCAAGCCUAGUGCUGUAGGAACUGCAGGAGCCCACGGUACUGGGAGAGGCGUCUUUCCUAUGGCAGAAAAGAUGCUGCACUCUACAGAUUGUAUGCUUUUGCUCUUCCACGUGAACGGUUCUUUCAUACCUGAUUCCGCGUGGUCUGCGAGGAAAAAGGCCUGCUUCUCUUUAUGUGCCCUAUGCAGUUUUUGUGAAUUCUUACCUUAUUGUUUUGCCCAGAGAGCACACCCUGCCCCGAAGAAUCACUAAUGCACAGGAAUUAUUUAUCUUGCAAAAAAUCUCCCUGGAAGUACCCCUGAAAAUCAGUUUGUUUCUGUUCUGGAAAGAACAGGAUUAAGAGAAACCUAUGUGCCUGGGGACUUUCCAGAUGUUUCGUAAUGCAAAACUGUAACAGAGGAUUUGCUGUUGGAGCAACUGGCAUAGGGCUGUCACUAGGUACUGCCAUGCAACGUGAAUUCUCCUGAGCUCUACGAGCUAGAAAGGCCUGGUGUCUUUGUGAGAGGCGAUGUAGGCUUGAAAGUGAGUGAUCCUCUCUGCAGCCUGAGGCUUAAACUUCCUUAAUUAUCAGCCGAAUUAGCAGUUCUGAUUUCCCCAAAGAACGGGGGAUGCCUUUUAAAGAAACUGGUGCUUGGAGAAAUUAUGAGUGCAGCUGAAAUCUGUCUGCAAAAGAGGUAUUUGCACUGGGGGGGGGGGGGGCUUUAUUUUGUGUAAGAAUGGAUGUUGAGGGUUUUUUUUUUUUUUCCCCGAAUAUACAGAAUGACUAGAGGUAGCAGCAGGAUAAUUAACUACAAAAUCAAUUAGGGAGGGAAGAAAGAUGCUGUGUGCAGUAAAAACAGCUCUUGGUGUUGCCUUGUGACUCACUAGACUUGCUUAUUAAAGCUGUCCUGUACCGAAA